Messenger RNA from Chara braunii, 1956 nucleotides. The record is from the annotation of a GenBank genome assembly. NCBI's taxonomy places the organism in Eukaryota, Viridiplantae, Streptophyta, Charophyceae, Charales, Characeae.
GAGAUGGUGGACUUAGAAGAAGAGGAAGAAGAACUCUCUUUCUCUCUCUCUCUCAGUCCAGUACUAACCUGUGAAGUUGACGCCUUGAUGCAGGUACCUCGAAGAUGGAGCUGGAGCUAUGGCGCCACAGUGCGGACGUGCUGCAAGACUGCUCCGAGCUUGCGAAAUUUCAGGGAAUGUCUGACGCCGGGUGCUGGCACUGGGUCGCCGGGUGCUGGCACUGGGUCGCCGGGUGCUGGCACUGGGUCGCCGGGUGCUGGCACUGGGUCGCAGGGUGCUGGCACUGGGUCGCCGGGUGCUGGCAUUGGGUUGCCGGGUGCUGCCACUGGGUCGCCAGGUGCUGGCACUGGGUCGCCGGGUGCUGACAUUGGGUCACCGGGUGCUGCCACUGSGUUGCCGGGUGUUGGCGCUAGGUCGCCCGGUGGUGGCACUGGAUCGCCGGGUGCUGGCACUGGGUCGCCCGGUGCGGGUGCUGGGUCGCCGGGUGCUGGCACUGGGUCGCCGGGGCCGCGGGCUGGUGGGAAUGGGUUGGUGCUCGCUGGGAGUUGGUCGCCUGGUGGUGGGGAUGCGGUGGGGGGUGGUGUGACUGGGCCGCCGGGUGCUGGGACUGGGUUGCUGCGUGCUGGGACUGGGUUGCUGCGUGCUGAGGCUGGGUUGCUGCGUGCUGGGGCUGGGAAUGGGUUGCUGCUUGCUGGGGCUGGGACUGGGCUGCUGCGUGCUAGAACUGGGUUGUCGGUGAUGGGGCUGGGUUGCUGUGUUCUGGGACUGGGUUACUGCAUGCUGGGACUCGGUUGCUACGUGCUGGGGCUGGGAGUGGGUUGCUGCGUGCUGGGGCUGGGACGGGGUUGCUGCGGGAUGGGACUCGGUUGCCAGGCAUUUGUUGUGAUGGCCGUGGGUGCAUCGUCGAGCGGGGCAUCGGCGUCGGAUAUGAGCGACGCCUAUAUGGAUUAUGACUAUAAUAAUCGUUAUCCAGAUGAGCCCAAGCGGCCAUCUGAUCAUGAAAUGUUAGAGGCGUGUGGUGACCGAAUUGAUGAUGACUCUGGUGUUAGAUGGUCGCUCGAUGAGUUGCUGCAACUGUUGUACAUGAAGCAGCACGAGGUUUACGUGAUGAGGGGGUUGCUGGAGCAGCAGCAAAAGGGUUAUGAGGAGGCGGUGACGAGGAUGUUUGAGGAGAUGAGAUUGGGCCCGUGUGGGGGGGCAGAAGCUGGGAAAAACGCGAAGGGGGAGGAGAGGCGGGCGGGAAAGAAGAGGGGUGCAGAGACCUCGGUGGAGGAGCUGAGGGAAGGAGUUGGGUUGGGUGAGGGUGGGGGGUUGAGCACCGAUGGAAGCAAGGGGGGUGGUUUGGCUGAGAGGAGGCUGAGGGACGAGAAGAUCCGAAAGCGGAUCUUGGAGAUGAACAAUGAGGAGGGGUACGGUGGGGGAGCGGCGAGGGCCGGGCGGAUGCACGGCAUGUCAUUCGAGUCCAGAUUUAGGGGUAGGCGUGUGAGAAAUGCCUUGCGCGAGUACAAAAAGUCUAUAGUGGAGACGGCUGCAAGGCAACGCAACUUCGAUACCGAGCGGACGGAGUUUGUGUGGGAUUUCACCGCGGGGUUGCAGCUGGCGGCGGAGGCGGAGGCGGACGAUGAGAUGCCUCAUUUGGUGGAGAUGCCGUUUGAUGGGGAGGACGAGCGCCUUGACGAGUAUUAUGUGUAAGAUGAGUUGCGCGGUCCUGGAUUGCUCGCGGGCGCUGCUUCAUGUACAACAGUUGCAGCAACUCAUCGAGCGACCAUCUAACACCAGAGUCAUCAUCAAUUCGGUCACCACACGCCUCUAACAUUUCAUGAUCAGAUGGCCGCUUGGGCUCAUCUGGAUAACGAUUAUUAUAGUCAUAAUCCAUAUAGGCGUCGCUCAUAUCCGACGCCGAUGCCCCGCUCGACGAUGCACCCACGGCCAUCACAACAAAUGCCCUGGCGAUGU